Aethina tumida (small hive beetle) is the source of this 1206-nucleotide messenger RNA. Its product is annotated as annexin B9. Gene Ontology annotation, cellular component: cytoplasm. Gene Ontology annotation, molecular function: calcium ion binding; calcium-dependent phospholipid binding. The coding region runs from base 191 to 1138 and encodes 315 amino acids. Lineage: Eukaryota; Metazoa; Arthropoda; Insecta; Coleoptera; Nitidulidae. The record is from RefSeq and is a predicted model, not a curated record. The transcript is spliced from 6 exons.
UCGUUUGGCAGCGCAGAGUCCGUGCGGGAGUCACCUGAAAAUCAUAUCGCGCUCCCAUUCGCUAAAAAUAUAUUUAUCGCAUCAACGCGCAGCCGUGACCAUUUCAAUUUUACAAACUUUUAGUUGAGUGCCGCCGGUUAGUUGAAGAAAACCACGUCACUGGUACGUUAACCCGAAUACACUUGCCACAAUGGGAAAAACGCCAACUGUAGAACCUUACGUUGAUUUCAACGAUGAGGAAGACGCAAAAGCAUUGAAGCAGGCCUUCAAGGGCUUUGGAUCUGAUGAGGAGGCCAUCAUCGACAUCAUCACCAGGAGAAGUAACGAUCAAAGACUUAAAAUUGCACAACGAUUCAAAACAAUGUAUGGAAAGGAUCUCAUAAAAGAACUCAAAAGCGAAUUGAGAGGCAACUUCGAGGAUGUCAUUAUCGCCCUCAUGACUGAACCAAUUGAAUAUCAAGCCAAGCAACUCCACCGUGCCAUCAGCGGCUUAGGCACUGAUGAAAGCACAAUCGUUGAAAUUUUGGGCAUCCACAACAACGAAGAUGUCAUUAAAAUUGCCCAGACUUAUGAAGGAUUGUAUCAAACUUCCUUGGAGAAAGACAUCAAGGGCGACACUUCCGGAACCGUCAAAAGGAUUUUAGUUUCCCUAUCAACAGGUCACAGAGACGAAUCCGAAGAUGUUGACCAAGAAAGCGCCUUCAAAGACGCCCAGGCCCUCUUGAGAGCCGGAGAGUUGUUCCACGGCACGGACGAAUCCACUUUCAACCAGAUCAUGUGCCAAAGAAAUCGCAGCCAGCUGAGACUCAUCUUCGACGAGUACGAGAAACUCACCGGCCACCCGUUCGAAAAGGCCAUCGAAAACGAAUUCUCCGGUACUUCCAAAGACACACUGCUGGCUUUGGUGGCCAUCAUUAGGGACAGGACCGACUACUUGGCCACCAGGUUGUUCAAGAGCAUGGACGGGUUGGGGACCGACGAUAAGACUUUGAUUAGGAUCGUGGUUUCGAGGUCUGAGAUCGAUCUGGGCGAUAUUAAGGUGCGCUUCGCCGAGAAGUAUGAAAAGACUUUGGUGGAGAUGAUUGAGAGUGAUAUUUCAGGAGACUCCAAAAAAUGUUUGUUAGGGCUUGUGCAAUAGUUGAUAAUUAAUAUUUAUAAUUAUAUUUACCAAAUACAGUAUUUUAAUAAAACUUAUACAUAAUAUAA